UACAGAAUCAUGACAGGAUUGUUAGAAACCUUCCCAGGCGGCUACGGCUGCUAGGAUUCUCUCCACCCGCCUUGGCAGGAGACAGCUGGGACAGCGUUACAGCUCCAUCUCCCAUUGGUGGCGGCUCCAAACCUUCUCCGCCCCCUUCAGCCCACACCAGGAGCCUGUGGGUUCCAGCCGCUAUCCAGGAGAGGUCUCUCUGAGCUAUCCCUGUGCUCAGACAUCGCUCUCCAGCCCUCAGCAGCCGAUGACCCUGAAGACCACAAAGGGACCGGGAGAAAUUGAUGCACUGGGCAAAGCUGCACUCAGGGGUCCCACUCAUUUUUUUCUUCUCAACUGGAGAAGAGGGUCCACGAAAGCCACCGAAAGAAGCGCCAAAGGGAGGUUGCAGUUUGGAAAAAGGACCAGGGUGGCGCGAUUUAGACUUCCUGCGGUACACUGCACGAAGUGCCCCUCUUAUUCACUACCUACCCACAGUCCAUGCAACCACAAGCGCAUCCCCUGCCCAGGAGCCCAAGUCCCUGAACAAUGGAAGUCUCUAACCUCUCAGGCGCCACUCCUGGCAUCGCCUUUGCCCCGGGGCUGGAGAGCUGCAGUGACAGCCCAAUUUCAGGCAGGGGCUUGGGAUCCACCCCAGGUGGGCUCAUCUUGCCAGGCCCGCCCUUCUCUGUCUUCACCGUGCUCGUGGUGACUCUCUUGGUGUUGCUGAUCGCUGCCACUUUCGUAUGGAAUCUGCUAGUUCUGGUGACCAUCCUGCGCGUCCGCACCUUCCACCGCGUGCCACAUAACUUGGUGGCCUCGACAGCCGUCUCGGACGUGCUUGUGGCGGCCCUGGUGAUGCCACUGAGCCUGGUAAGCGAGUUGUCGGCUGGGCGACGUUGGCAGCUGGGCAGGAGUCUGUGCCACGUGUGGAUCUCCUUCGACGUGUUGUGCUGUACGGCCAGCAUCUGGAACGUGGCGGCCAUCGCCCUGGACCGCUACUGGACCAUCACGCGUCACCUCCAGUACACGCUGCGCACCCGGCGCCGCGCUUCGGCGCUCAUGAUCGGGGUCACCUGGGCACUGUCCGCGCUCAUCGCGCUGGCCCCGCUUCUCUUUGGCUGGGGCGAAGCCUAUGAUGCUCGGCUGCAGCGUUGCCAGGUGAGCCAGGAGCCCUCCUAUGCAGUCUUCUCCACCUGCGGAGCCUUCUACCUGCCUCUGGCGGUGGUACUCUUCGUCUACUGGAAGAUAUACAAAGCCGCCAAGUUUCGCUUCGGCCGCAGACGGAGGGCUGUGGUGCCUUUGCCUGCCACCAUGCAAGCAAAGGAGGCACCUCAGGAGGCCGAGAUGGUAUUCACGGCACGUUGCAGGGCCACGGUGACCUUCCAGACAAGUGGAGACUCAUGGCGGGAGCAGAAGGAGAAGCGAGCAGCCAUGAUGGUGGGGAUCUUGAUUGGCGUCUUUGCGCUGUGUUGGAUCCCGUUCUUCCUCACGGAGCUCAUCAGCCCGUUCUGUGCCUGUAGCCUGCCACCCAUCUGGAAAAGCAUAUUCCUGUGGCUCGGGUAUUCCAAUUCCUUCUUCAACCCCUUGAUUUACACAGCUUUUAAUAAGAACUACAACAAUGCCUUCAAGAGCCUCUUCACUAAGCAGAGAUAAGAAGGGCUGGGAGACACAAGGGAAGACCAAGGAAGAGCAAGAGGAUUUGUAAUUCAUCAGAGACCUGGGGGAGUUCUCUCCACUGCACACUAAUGACAUUUUGAAAGUUCUACCAUUGGGCCUGGAAUGUGGAAGAGUUCCUAUGAAGGAUGGCAACUGUUUGGCAGACAGACUCAUGCCUUUUACAGAAGGACAUGACAGACAUUACUAGUGGACUGUGGUACAUGUCUGUACAUGUGGUACAGAAACCCCACCAAACCCAUACAGGAUGUAGUUUAGGUAUUACUGAUAACUCAUUAGACCUGACACGUGGCAAAGCUGAUUUGCUUUUGUUUUAUUUAAUAUUCUGUUCCUCAGGUAGGGUCUCUCAGGGCUCUCCUGAGACUGUCUCCCUGACAUAGCUUCUCCUUUACCCUUUAUCCACCAGAGGGGUUUACCUUUAUUAGCUUCCUACACAUCCUCAACAAGGCAAUGAUUCUUAGUUUGGGAACACGCACCUCACCUGAAGCCUUGUUAAAAAGUGUUCCAUGCAGGUAUCUUCAAGAUGGCUCAGUGGAUAAAGGCAUUUGCUGCCAAGCCUGGUGACCUGUUUUUGAGCCUUGAGACCCAUCUGACCUCCACAUAUGUGCCAGCAGCCCUCCCCUUCAUGUGCAUACAAAAUAAAUGAUACAUACAAUUUAAAAAUAGAAAAUGUGUUCAGCAAUUCACAUGGACCAACCCAGACUCUCAUAGAGGUCUGGUGGCCUAGUGUUGUGGUGUCUCAGUGGUUUUUCUGUUUUGUUUUUGUUGUUACUAUUUUGAGACAGGGCCUC
Messenger RNA from Onychomys torridus (southern grasshopper mouse), 2447 nucleotides. Its product is annotated as 5-hydroxytryptamine receptor 5B. The coding region runs from base 529 to 1635 and encodes 368 amino acids. The transcript has 2 exons. NCBI's taxonomy places the organism in Eukaryota, Metazoa, Chordata, Mammalia, Rodentia, Cricetidae. Gene Ontology annotation, molecular function: G protein-coupled serotonin receptor activity; neurotransmitter receptor activity. The record is from RefSeq and is a predicted model, not a curated record. Gene Ontology annotation, cellular component: dendrite; plasma membrane. Gene Ontology annotation, biological process: adenylate cyclase-activating adrenergic receptor signaling pathway; chemical synaptic transmission; G protein-coupled receptor signaling pathway, coupled to cyclic nucleotide second messenger.